CUUUUCCUUUUCUCUUCUUUUUCUUUAGUCUCUCAUUCGGCUAAUGAUCAAACAAGUAAAAAAUAAUAAAAAGGCUUCACUCUUCAAAUACUUUUCUGUCUUAUACAAAGUUUACUUUUGUUAGUCAGUUCAAGUCAUUCCAAAGUUUUCCAUUUCAGCUCUGGCCAGUGGCAGCUUUUACGACUGCGAGAAGCAUUACUACUUGCUUUCAAAGCCUCAACCAAAUAAUGAACAGAGCUUUGAAAUUUCAUCCAAGAGCUUACACAUGAAACGAGGCAUGGUCUUUGAAGAACGGCUUUUUGAAAUGCAUAAAUCAUCCAUUGUCAAUCACACAGACACUACUGAUUUCAUGAAAGCCUUAAGAGAAGCUAAACACGGUCAAUAUUUGUAUCAGCUGAGAUUUAGCCUCCCCGAAGAAUUCUAUACAGAUGUUAUUGGUGAUGCCGAGACGUAUAGAAUACGAAACUUUAUUCCAGACUUUUUAUAUAUCAAAGAAGAUCCUGCAACCAAAAUCAAAAAAAUUCUUAUUAUUGAUGCAAAGUCAUCCAAUAACAUGUCAAGUACACACCAGUUUCAAGUCGUCUCGUAUGCAUUUUUGAUAGGUUAUCUCAUCAGAGACAUUCCAGAUCUAGAAGUAGACGCGUUAGGUGGUGUGUGGUUACCGAACGAUAUGGAGAAGCCGCAAAUGUUUCGUAUUGAUUUAGUCAUGGGCAAAAUUAAACUGUUCUAUAAAAAGAAACUGAUCGAUAUCCUCAAAAGCAGUAAACCAGAAUGGAAUCUAGGGAAGAAGUGCUCUGCUUGCCCCUUCUAUGCACAGUGCAAAGAGGACGCAAAGGGGACUGUGAAACAGCUGCCUUAUAUGAAUCAGGAGAAGCUUAGUAUGAUCCGAGAAAACACGCCUGAAGAUAUUGAAGACCUUUCUGGAUUGUUCCAAAACAUGAACCUUCAUGAACAUGGUCGUACUCGAGAUAUGACAAAUAUUCAGCAAUAUAUUCAGUCUUACGAAAGCAAAAAACCAAUCUUUCUUGGAUACGCCACCACUUCUACUGCCAAAGACGUUGAUCAUGCCAUCUAUACCUCGCUCCUAGUGGAUACUUAUUCUCGAAAGCCUUACGCUUAUGCCUUUCAUGUAUUUGAUUUUGAAGAAGGCGUGUUCUUACAGGAUUCGUUCUCCUUUUGCGUUAAUGCUAGUGCUUACCAGUUAGAUGACGAUAAAGACAAUGCUGCUUACUGCAGCUUUACUGAUAAAUUCAUUGGUCAUUUAUCAACACUACUCAAUUUUAUGGACAGACGAAGAUCGCGCUGUUUAUUCUACGUGUACAACAAUAAAGCAAGAGAUGCCAUAGGCUCGUUUUUAUAUAACUUGAUUGCUUCUAAAGGAAAGCACCUGGAGUCAUUACAGAACAAGAGAAGAGUAGAAAUACUUGAAGCUGCUGCCAAGUGUCUAGUAACUUUGUUCCAAGGCGUCGAUCUCCUUGGCCUUUCCACUCCGAUAGCCUUUCCAUGCAUGGAUGAGGGUCAAAAGUCAGCUGGAGUUGAACGGUUUGUUAGCAUUGAAAACCUACUUGAACAAAAUAUUGCCCUCCCUGCGUCAGUAUGUUAUGAAUUAUCUGAUGCUGUAGAAUGGAUGGCAAGUGCAUACAGAAAAGAAGGCGCUUCUUUGGACUCACUUUACGAUGAGAGCAUUCAUAAACAAUGGUUAAAAAGGGAGAAAAAUGGCUCAAACGGUGAGCGAGUUGUUCAACUUGUUGUUCAGCAAUUACUUGACCAACUCAACUGGCUUCAUGCGGUCAUGGAGACGUAUUGGAUGCUGGCAAAUGAAUAUAUGGAAUCGAACUGCAUAGAGCUAUUCCCUCUUCCGUGUAUUCCGUUCAAAUGGCCAGAAACUAGAUACUUUAAUCACCCUAUCCUUGCCAAACUCACAUACUUUAAACAACUCGAAUGUAUUUCCGCAUGCAACACAUGUCGAAGGGAUCCUAUUGCUGACUUGGAUAUGCUAAGAGGUCUUAGAAUGUUUCAACCAUCAUCAAGCCUGAUUCUUGGUUUCAAAUCAGAGCACAGACUAAGCAAGUUUGAAGUUAGCCUUCAGUUUGAGGUCAUUGAUACAGGUGAUGGACGUGAUUUGAAGGAAAAUUUGGACCGCCUUGUCCUUAAUGACUGGCACCAGUAUAUCCUUGUUCCUGAUAAUUAUCAGGAUAUUAUUGAAGUUGCUCGAUAUUCGCACUUACUACACAUGAACACUUCAAAAUACAAAAAGAAGGGAAUUACUUGUGUGAAUAUAUCAUAUGUAGAUAUUGAUGAAAGAAAGCUAACGCUGACAAAGCUCGGCACACUCGGAAAGCCUGCUCCAAAGUAUCGCUUAUAUAAACGAUACACAGACUUUACUACCCAGAAAUGCCUAGAUGCAAUAACAAGAAUAGAUAAAGAGGAUGAAUUUAUGGAUAUUAUCGAUCUCUUAAAUGAUCCGAAUGAAUGGUCAAGGGAGAAUGCAUUUGAUGAUAUUGGAUUCAAUUCAUCAUCGGAGACACAAGAAUCACUCAAUACAUUCAACAUGUCAUUAUCUCAAAAGGCAAUUGCCACCAGCAUCAUCCAAAGGCGUCUGCAGAUCAUCUGGGGACCUCCUGUAAGUUUCCUUGUUUGGAUAUAUUAAUAGAAACUAAACUACAUGACCCCAAGGGAUCUGGUAAAACAGAGUUUUUAUCCAGAUUUAUCAACUGGUAUGUCCUCCACUUUGUCAGAUGUAAUGGAUUAACAGAUCUGAUGAUUGGCGUCACCGCGUUCACCAAUACCUCGAUAUUAAACCUUUUGAAGCGUAUAGAAGACAUACAGAAGCAGCACGGACUUGAGGAUUUAUUUUCUAUUAUUUUUGUCACAUACGAUACAAACGAAGACAGAGAGUCAAAUAUCAAGUACGUCAAAUGGAGAGAAUCACUCACUGUCGU
Messenger RNA from Rhizopus microsporus ATCC 52813, 2942 nucleotides. RefSeq lists its product as uncharacterized. Lineage: Eukaryota; Fungi; Mucoromycota; Mucoromycetes; Mucorales; Rhizopodaceae. The transcript has 2 exons. Bases 266 to 2650 code for a protein of 794 amino acids. The record is from RefSeq and is a predicted model, not a curated record.